Thamnophis sirtalis is the source of this 1892-nucleotide messenger RNA. Lineage: Eukaryota; Metazoa; Chordata; Lepidosauria; Squamata; Natricidae. The record is from RefSeq and is a predicted model, not a curated record.
UCGCAGAAUGAGCAUCUUGCCUGCCAGUCCCAUCGCUCUGGAUUACCUGGACGAAUUCGACCUACUGAAGUUCGAAGUGAAGCAGGAGGUGGCCCGGCCGGGGAACAGCUCCUCCGUCACUUCCACCCCGUGCAGCUCCGUGCCCCCCUCGCCCACCUUCGACAAGGUAGCCGAUCCCAAAUCCUCCUUGGAGGAACUUUAUUGGAUGGCAACGCUGCAUCAGUCUUUGGCGGCGGCCGCCGGCACCGGUCCGGAGACGCAGAUGGUGCCAGGGCUGGAGGAAGCAGUGGAAGCCUUUUUGGGGGUCCCCACGGCGGAAGGGGCUCUUCGAAACAGCGUGACCCCACAGCUGCAGGGGUUCCUGGGAUCGGCGGAGAGCUUUGGCGCCGAGCAACAACAGCUUCCUCAUUUCCAGCUGCCCCGGCUUUCCGAUCGCUUCUCUGACGCCCAGCUGGUCUCCAUGUCGGUCCGGGAUCUCAACCGUCAACUCCGCGGCUUCGGCAAGGACGAGGUGCAGCGGCUGAAGCAGAAACGGCGCACCCUCAAGAACCGCGGCUACGCCCAGUCCUGUCGCUUCAAACGGGUCCAGCAACGGCAUAUCCUGGAAGCCGAGAAAUCUCAACUGGCCCAGCAGCUCGAGUCCCUGCGGGUGGAAGUGGCCCGCUUGGUCCACGAACGUGACAUCUACAAAGCCCGCUGUCAGAAGCUGCUGAGCGAGGCGGCCGGGGGGCACUGUGGGGAGGGGGCCAAGCCCCCCGUAGCUCAGGCGCCCUCCAUGGUGCAGUUUUUUCUAUGAGCCCGCUCCGGACUUCCUUCCAUUUCCGUCAAACUUUUGGGAGCGGUGUGCGGGAAAUAAACUUGCCGAGAAACUGCUUCUCCUCUUUAAUCCACCAGAGGGGGACGCUGAGCCUGGUUUCCCUCCCAGGUAGUCCCUUUUCCCCACCACCAGGUGGCGCGGAAGAGACUCGCCCAUCUAGGCGCAGAAAUAGCUUGGGGAAGAUGGCAAGCGGGCAGGCUGCUCCUCUCAAAGGCUCCUGGGAGUUGUAGUUUCGCUAGGGUGCUGCCCGGUGGUCCAUCUUCCACCCGGGGAACUACACAAACCCCCCUCCCCUCACCCCAGGGUUCCCUGCGGCCCGAUUCCUCAGUCUAGUGACGUCUACGAUGCAAAUAAGGCUGGUCCUCUUUGGCGUGUUGAGAAAUGCACUUGCACAGAAGGAGAGAAAUAAAUAAAAACGGCGCUUGCCGUCUCUUCCCCGGAGCCAAAACUGGGCCGAAGAGCGAAAAAGGCAGGUUUAGAAAAUUUAGGGAGCCUGCUUGCCCCAGUUUUAGGCCCCCAAUUUGCAAACGGAAAGAGUUUGCAAAAGAAAAAUGGGGAUUCUUCCUUGUCGGAGCAACCUGGAGGCCAUAUUGGAAGUUGCCAGGGGAAGGACUUUGCCCUUUCUCAAAAUGGCUGCCGUAUUGGUGAAGCCAGGCCCAAAAUGAUUGGUGAGGUCCCGGAGCCCCCUCCAAAUACGGCAUGUCAACAACACGCAUUACAUUUUCCCCGUUUGGGUGUGAGAGUUGUUUGUGUGUGUGGGGGGGGGGGGAAGAAAAUAUCCGAAGCCACUCCGGCCAUAUUUGAAGAGGGCAACUCCCAGGAUGCCUAGUUAAAGUCCCAGGAUGCCUAGCGAGGAGCUAAGAAUUCUGGGAGUUGUGGUCUUCGCUUGGACCCUGCAAUACAGGGAUUGGACGGUGUUGUCCUGGGCCUUUUAUGGGGGAUUUUGGACGGUGUUGCCCGGGGUGGGUUGGGGGGAGAACAAAAGCGUGUGAACUGUGCGACUUUGCGAUGUUUGUGUUGCAAAAGAAGACCCUUUAGAUCCUGUCUAAAUAAAAAACGAGAGUACUUUUACAAA